AUGGAUGCGAAACCUCACCGAAUUCGCGUCCGUGGCGACGAGAAUGUGCCUCCCUCACUCCAUAACAACAAAACAAUCCAUCAGCGCAACAAGUCCAUGUCGGCACUGAACGCCACCCAGGGCAUGAAGAAUGGUACUCGAAGGGCCUUCGGGGACGUGAACCCGAACAAGGACAUCUCUCGCGCUAGUCGUGAUGACUCUGCCCUUGUGGGAAAGCUUGCUGUACAAGUUUCAGAGAAGCCUGCACUUUCACAGGCUGCCCAGCGCACCGUGUCCGUGUCUAGCUCCAAAAGCUUGCUCAAUGUCACUACUAAGCCCAUCAACCCAGCUGGAAAGGCUCAACCUACCAAAUUAGUCAAGCGAAACAAUCCCGUGUUCCGCGACAACCUCGAGCCCGUUGUUGAGAAGGAUCCCCUUACUACCCGUUCAGUUCGGCGGAGUGAACCCUCUGAAAAACAAACAGCUUCCAAGGAGAUUCAGAAAUUCGACAAGAAGGAAGCUCCCACUAUUUCCGCAGAUGAUUCAAUGGCUGUCUUGCAGGCAAGUCGUGCCUCAGACUCGACCGAGUCGGAUACUACCAUCUCCGACACUGAGGAUUCCAAGGCUGCUCCCUCUACAUCGCUUAAGGUAUCAGCUCCAAUGGUCUCCGAGCCUGAAGAGCACUGGGAAGAGGAGGAUAGCCUGACCGCGCCUUCGACCUUGCGAGCGGACAACACUACAGGUGGUACUACCACUGUGAUUUAUCCCAAAUUCACCGCGAGCACGAAGCGCCAGAUCUUGCAAGCUAGACAAAUAGUCGAAGCUGCACGCACGGAGGAAGAUAUUUUGGAGGAUUUUUAUGAUACUAGCAUGGUUGCUGAGUACAACUCUGAGAUCUUCCUUCACCUUCGUCAAAAAGAGGUAUCGAUGCUUCCAAUUGCUGAUUACAUGGCCAACCAGGCCGAGAUUCAAUGGUCCAUGCGCGCUGUUUUAAUGGACUGGCUCGUACAGGUGCAUUUCCGCUUUGCUUUACUCCCGGAAACUCUGUACCUCUGCGUCAAUUACAUUGACCGAUUCCUGUCAAACAAGAUCGUCUCCUUAGGCAAGCUGCAGCUAGUAGGUGCCACUGCAUUGUUCAUUGCAGCCAAGUACGAAGAGAUCACUGCGCCCUCGGUCCAAGAGAUCGUCUACAUGGUCGACGGGGGCUACACUGUUGAUGAGAUCUUGAAGGCCGAGCGCUUUAUGCUCAACAUCCUGGAGUUCGAAUUGGGAUGGCCCGGUCCAAUGAGCUUCCUUCGUCGUAUCAGCAAAGCAGAUGAUUAUGACCUAGAGACUCGCACUGUUGCCAAGUACUUCAUUGAGCUCACAAUUAUGGAUGAGCGUUUCGUUUGCACUCCUCCUAGCUUCGCCGCAGCUGGGGCCCACUGCCUCGCUCGACUGAUGCUCCGGAAAGGAUGCUGGACUUCGGCGCACGCAUACUAUGCCGGGUACACCUACGUGCAAUUGCUGCCUGUUAUCACAAACAUGCUAGACUGCUGCGAGAACCAGCAAAGCCACCACCAGGCGAUCUAUGAGAAAUACCUUGACCGUAGAUUCAAGCGUGCCUCACUCUUUGUGGAGAAUGAGGUCCGGGCUUCAUUCACCCUACCAGCCGCUACUCCCUUCAAUGACCCUGCACGCCUGACAGGUGAUGCAAACUACUAA
This is a messenger RNA of Penicillium odoratum, 1683 nucleotides long. Its product is annotated as cyclin family protein. Gene Ontology annotation, cellular component: centrosome; cyclin-dependent protein kinase holoenzyme complex; cytoplasm. The coding region runs from base 1 to 1683 and encodes 560 amino acids. The record is from RefSeq and is a predicted model, not a curated record. Gene Ontology annotation, molecular function: cyclin-dependent protein serine/threonine kinase regulator activity. Gene Ontology annotation, biological process: regulation of cyclin-dependent protein serine/threonine kinase activity; mitotic cell cycle phase transition. The transcript is spliced from 4 exons. NCBI's taxonomy places the organism in Eukaryota, Fungi, Ascomycota, Eurotiomycetes, Eurotiales, Aspergillaceae.